Molecule: messenger RNA, 1170 nt
Organism: Ylistrum balloti
Lineage: Eukaryota; Metazoa; Mollusca; Bivalvia; Pectinida; Pectinidae
Exons: 3
Coding region: 1-1170 (389 amino acids)
Source: RefSeq, a predicted model, not a curated record
AUGCCCAAGCACAACAGAGGUUCCAAUAUCAGAUGUCAGCAGAACAGUGGUCCCAUAUCUGGUGUCAGCACAGCAGUAGUCCCAAUAUCAGAAGCCAUCACAGCAGAGGUCCCAAUAUCAGAUGUCAGCACAGCAGAGGUCCCAAUAUUAGAUGUCAGCACAGCAGAGGUCCCAGUAUCAGAUGCCAGCACAGCAGAGGUCCCAAUAUCAGAUGUCAGCACAGCAGAUGUCCCAAUAUCAGAUGUCAGCACAGCAGAGGUCCCAGUAUCAGAUGUCAGCACAGCAGAGGUCACAGUAUCAGAUGUCAGCACAGCAGAGGUCCCAAUAUCAGAUGCCAGCACAACAGAGGUCAGAGUAUCAGAUGUCAGCACAGCAGAGGUCCCAAUAUCAGAUGCCAGCACAACAGAGGUCCCAAUAUCUGAUGUCAGCACAGCAGUAGUCCCAAUAUCAGAAGCCAUCACAGCAGAGGUCCCAAUAUCAGAUGUCAGCACAGAAGAGGUCCCAAUAUCAGAUGUCAGCACAGCAGAGGUCCCAAUAUUAGAUGUCAAUGUCAGCACAGCAGAGGUCCCAGUAUCAGAUGUCAGCACAGCAGAGGUCACAGUAUCAGAUGUCAGCACAGCAGAGGUCCCAAUAUCAGAUGCCAGCACAGCAGAGGUCAGAGUAUCAGAUGUCAGCACAACAGAGGUCCCAAUAUUAGAUGCCAGCACAGCAGAGGUCCCAAUAUCAGAUGCCAGCACAACAGAGGUCAGAGUAUCAGAUGUCAGCACAGCAGAGGUCCCAAUAUCAGAUGUCAGCACAGCAGAGGUCCCAGUAUCAGAUGUCAGCACAGCAGAGGUCCCAGUAUCAGAUGCCAGCACAGCAGAGGUCCCAGUAUCAGAUGUCAGCACAGCAGAGGUCCCAGUAUCAGAUGUCAGCACAGCAGAGGUCCCAAUAUCAGAUGUCAGCACAGCAGAGGUCCCAGUAUCAGAUGUCAGCACAGCAGAGGUCCCAGUAUCAGAUGUCAGCACAGCAGAGGUCCCAGUAUCAGAUGCCAGCACAGCAGAGGUCCCAAUAUCAGAUGUCAGCACAGCAGAUGUCCCAAUAUCAGAUGCCAACUUUUUAUUAACAUUGUCAAACCUGGCGCAAGCAUUAAACAUGACUGUUGAAAAGCAUGCCUCUUUAUGUUGUUAA